Aphidius gifuensis is the source of this 2963-nucleotide messenger RNA. Its product is annotated as flocculation protein FLO11-like. Bases 315 to 2963 code for a protein of 882 amino acids. The transcript is spliced from 4 exons. Gene Ontology annotation, biological process: regulation of proteolysis; proteasome-mediated ubiquitin-dependent protein catabolic process. The record is from RefSeq and is a predicted model, not a curated record. Gene Ontology annotation, cellular component: cytoplasm. Lineage: Eukaryota; Metazoa; Arthropoda; Insecta; Hymenoptera; Braconidae. Gene Ontology annotation, molecular function: ubiquitin protein ligase binding.
AGUCGAUCACUGAUCGACAAUUUGUAUUGAUAUUUGCCAGCACGUUGUUUACAAUUAAUGUUUUCCAAUUUUUAAUUUACUCAUACUGAAUAGUGACUACUGGGACUACUGAGUCAUCCAGUCCACAUUGUCAGCUCCAACGUACUUAACGUGUUUACUGUGUUCACUUUUAUUUUUGUGUUUAUCAACGUUAUUUUUCAAUUUCUAGUUGACUCAUACUGAGUCAUCCAGUCAACAUCUUUCAUCAGCUUUAAUCAGCUCAAACGUGCUAAAAGUUUUUCACUUUUAUUUCUGUGUUUUACUGAUUAACAACGAUGUCGACUGAUAAAAAUAAUAAUUCUGAUGAGUUUGACAAGACAGCUCAAAGUCUAUCUGGUACAUAUGUUUUUAAAUUUACACCAGAUCUCUUUUCUGGUGAUUCAACAAAUGAAAAAUCACGUCCUCAAUGUAUAACAAGUACGAAAGAAUUUAAUAAGAAAUCAGUUGAAAAAUUACAACCUAAAAUUGUUAAAUAUAGUUUAGAAGAACCAAAAGAACAAACAAUUGGUUUAUUUAGUAGAUCAAGUGAAUCGUUGGGUUUUAUUGAUCCAAAUAAGCCAACAACAAGUGCAUUAUUUACUCAACCAUUAUCAAGUAUGCUUGAUGGAAAUAAUAAAACAUCACCAUGUAAUCCAACACCAACAUCAAGUACAAUAACUGUUGGUUUAUUUAGUUCAACAACAGCACAAUCAUUAGGCGAAACAGCAACAAGUCAACCAUCAUUUGGUAGUAAUGAUUUACAACCAGCAAGUACACCUUUAUUUGGAUCAAAAAAAAAUGCAAGUAGAAGUGUAAAACCGAAUAAUACAAGUACGAAAGAAUUAAAUGAGAAAUCAUUUGAAAAAUUACAACUUAAAGAUGAUGAAGCUGGUUUAGAAGAACCAGAAACACCAAGAAAUGGUUUAUUUAGUAGAUCAAAUGAAUCGUUGGGUUUUAUUGAUCAAAAUAAACCGAAAACAAGUGUAUUAUUUAGUCAACCAGCAUCGAGAACAUCUGGUGAAAAUGAUAAAACAUCACCAUGUAAUCCAUCACUAACACCAAGUACAACAACUGGUGGUUUAUUAAGUUCAACAACAGCACAAGCAUCCGGCGAAACAGCAACAAGUCAACCAUCAUUUGGUAUUGAUGAUUUACAACCAGCAAAUAAACCUUCUGAACAAAAUGAAAAAAAAAGUAUAUUAAGUUCAAGUCUAUUAAGUGCAAGUAACCCAACAUCAAUAUCACAACCGACCCGUUAUUGUUGUGGAUUAAGAUUUAACACAUUUGAUGGAAAGGCACCAACAGAACAACAACAACAAUCAGCACAAUUUGGACCAUGGAAUACUGAUAAUUCACUUUUUAAGUUUUCGAAUAAUCCUUUACCCAUUCCACAAACUAAACCAGCUUUUGGAAUAACAUCUUUCAACGAUUCAAAAAAAACCCCAGAAGAAGAAACAGAUGGUUUAAAAGAACAAGAAGAUCAAACAAAUGGUUUAUUUAGUACAUCAAGUGAAUCGUUGGGUUUUAUUGAUCCAAAUGAGCCAACAACAAGUACAUUAUUUAGUCAACCAGCAUCAAUCACAUCUGGUGAAAAUAAUAAAACAUCACUAGGUAACCCAACACCAAGUACAACAACUGGUGGUUUAUUUGGUUCAAGAACAGCACAAUCAUUUGGCGAAACAGCAACAAGUCAACCAUCAUUUGGUAGUAAUGAUUUACAACCAGCAAGUACACCUUCAUUUGGAUUGGAAAAAAAUGCAAAUGGAAGUGUAACACCAAUAAUACAACCGGCUGGUUUUGGUUGUGGUGUAAGUUUUAACUCAUUUGAUUGGAAGGCAUCAACAGAACAACAACUACAACAACAACCAACACAAUUUGGACCAACGAAUAAUAAUAAUUCAAUUUCUAAGUUUUCGUAUAAUCCUUUAUCCAUUCCACAAACAAAACCAGCUUUUGGAAUAACAUCUUUCAGUGAUUCAAAAUAUCGAACAGAAGCUCGUGGUGAGUCAAUUAAAUCAUCAACAUUUACAUCUGGACAAGGAAGUGAAUGCGAGCAUCAUUGGCGUUUUGAUAUUUAUCCAAAUGGUUAUUAUGACAGUAGUAUGGACUUUGUUGGUCUGAAAAUUAAUUUGCUGGAUGACAAACGUCCAGAUAACGUUCAAGUCACCAUGAAGAUUUCAAUUUUAAAUUCUUAUGAUAAUCCAGUACAUACUGUUGGUAAAAACGCCAUGACAAUAACAAUUCCAGAAACAGGAAUUAUUUAUUGCCCUAAUUUUUUAAAUAAACAAGAAAUUAUUAAUAAUUCUUCUUGUAUAUUGUCAAAUGGUAACUUGAAAAUACUUUUUGAGAUUGGUACAUUGAUUGGAACUUCAACAAAAUCCAAGAAAAUAAAACAAGCAUAUUCACCAAAAGAUCAAUUACGUGAUCAAAUAUUUAAAUAUUUUAAUUCUGAAAAAUUAAGUGAUGUUGUUAUUGAAGUUGAUGAAUCAGAAAUUAAAGCCCACAAGUUAAUUUUAUCAACUCAAAGUCCAAUAUUUGCUGCAAUGUUUGAUGAAGAAAUCAAUAAAAAUCGUAUUAAAAUUGAUGACAUGAAGCUUGAUGUUGCAAAACAAUUGUUGGAAUUUAUUUAUACAAAUAAAAAACCAACAAGAAUCAAUGAAUUUACAACUGAGCUGAUAAUUGCUGCACAAAAAUAUCAAAUUGCUGAAUUAAGAAUUAUGUGUGAAGAAAUUUUGCUUGAUUCAUUAUCAUUUGACAAUGCCAUAAAAAUUUUGCUUCUUGCACACAAGCAUGACAUCAACAAGUUGAAAGAUUUUGUUAUUGAAUUUAUCCAGGCUAAUGGAAGCAUACUGAAAUCAAAUGAAUUCAAGGAUUUGGAAAAUGAACAUCCUGCUUUGGCUAUGGAAGUAUAUCGUUUAAUUGCCAUUGAAAAAGCAGUCAAUUAA